CAUUCAUUUAGUUGCUCUUAGACCGCGAACGGAAUCGCAACCGAGUCUUUUUGAUUACUUUACCAUAUUUUGUUUGUAAUUUCGAAUAAAAUUCUAAUUUCGAAAUCGUUAUAAUAUACCGCUAUUGCCGGUCGGUUUUAAGAAUGAUUCUCAGAUAUACCGUUAUUCUAAUAGUUGUUUUAGUUGAAUGUUAUCGAAGUGCAAGUAGUGAAAGUAUUAGAGAAGUUGAAUUAUCAUCUGGUUGGUCGAUAAAGAAUCAAAAUGGCUCUGUUACAAAAGGAAACCUAAAACUUCCAUCAGGUAUCUACAGUUCACUUUAUGCUGAAGAUGUUCUUCUAUCUUACAACGAUGUCAAUAUGCGAUGGAUAGCUUAUGACAAUUGGACUUAUUCUAGAACUUUUAAAGUUGAAAAAUCCGACAUUGAAAAUAUCCAAUUUGUCAAUUUAACAUUUCACGGAAUCGAUACAAUAUCAACGAUUUAUUUGAAUGGAGAUGUUCUCGGUCAUACGGAUAAUAUGUUUGUUCGGUACACUUACAACAUUCGACCACAAUUGAAAGAAGAAAAUGUACUAGAAGUUGCAAUUCUAUCACCAGUUUGGGCUGCCAAAAAGUUAGCUGAUAAUUUAGAAGCAAAAAAUUCCACAAUUCCACCGAAUUGUCCAGAUGCACGAUAUCAUGGGGAAUGUCAUAUGAAUAUGUUGAGAAAAAUGCAGGCAAGUUUUUCCUGGGAUUGGGGACUAGCAGCGCCAUCUAUGGGUAUUUGGAAAACUGUCACAUUGGAAUAUUAUGAAGUAGCUUUGAUUAGAGACAUUGAUGUCGCUGUUUCGAGAAAUAAUUCUCACUGGACGAUGGAUAUUCGAGUCUUUCUUGAGACUGGAAUCGAAAAGAACUUCUACGGGGAGCUGAUAUUUUAUGCUGUAGAACUUCUUUCAAGCCCUGUUACUGUUAGCUACCGAAAUAGAACAAUAAAAUACACCGAUCCAGUUAUUCACUUUCAACAGACUAUUCCAGUGGAAGACGUUGCAUUAUGGUGGCCAAAUGGAUACGGAGAACAAAAAUUAUACCCGCUACAUUUCACAAUGAAUGCCUGGUUGGGCAAACAGGGACCAAAACCUCGAGAUCGAACGAUAUCGCAGAAGUCUGUUCGUAUUGGUUUUCGAACAAUUGAAUUGGUUCAAGAGGAAUUGGAUGAUGGCAAUAGCUUCUUUUUCCGAGUGAAUGGCGUUCCUAUAUUCAUGAAGGGCACAAAUUACAUUCCAUCACAUAUUUUACCAGAAUUAAGUGCAGAUCAGUCCAGAAUUAAGAGGCUUCUAUCAUCAGCAAAAGAAGCCCAUAUGAAUAUGAUCCGGGUCUGGGGUGGAGGAAUCUAUGAAUCGGAUUAUUUCUACGAUUUAGCCGAUUUGAAUGGAAUACUUAUUUGGCAAGAUAUGAUGUUUGCUUGUGCAAUGUAUCCAACUCAUACCUCUUUCCUGGAUUCAGUGCGAACUGAAGUCAUCCAAAAUGCCAAGAGAUUAGCUCGUCAUCCUAGCGUAGCAAUAUUUGCUACCAACAACGAAAACGAAGUAGCCCUAGCUCAAGAUUGGUAUGGAACUUUCAUGAAUCGCGCUCAAUUCGAAGAAGACUAUCGGAAGUUGUACGUAGGCACAAUCAAUCAUGAGCUUAGAAUAAUCGCUGAUAGUUCACGGCCAGAUCCACUGAUUUCGUCACCUUCGAAUGGUGUUAAAGGAAUAGAAGACCGAUUUAUUUCGAAAAAUCCUCAAGAUCCGAAGUACGGUGAUGUUCACUUUUAUGACAUCUUAAAGGACUCUUGGGAUCCUGAUAUCUACCCACGUCCUCGAUUUGCAUCGGAAUACGGUUUUCAGAGUCUUCCCGCGACAGGAGCUUGGAAACGGGUUUUGGGUAAAAAUGACAAGAUCGACGAACUGAUCGAUCAUCGUCAGCAUCAUCCGUAUGGAAUGUUUGUGAUCAACAAUAUGGUAUUGAGACAUCUCCCAUUGCCAUUCGACGAUCCCCAAAUGGAAGGAGCAAUAUAUUUGAGUCAAAUUGCCCAGGCUAUGUCGGUAAAGGUUGAAACAGAGCUAUAUCGAAGUUUACGUAGUACUGAAUAUCGAACGAUGGGUGCUCUUUAUUGGCAACUUAACGAUGUUUGGGUAGCGCCUUCGUGGUCAAGCAUUGAUUUCUAUGGCAAUUGGAAGAUUCUCCACUAUUGGGCCAGAGAUUUCUUGGCUCCCAUAAGUGUAAUAGCUCUGUUCGAUUGGCGGGCGAAAGCUAUUAAUCUGACACUAGUUCGUGAUGACAUUACCGACACAAUUAUGGAGGUUGAUGUUACGAUGAAUCUGUUCUUGUGGUCCGAAUUGUAUCCGAAGAAGUCAAUUACUUGGCAAGCUGAAUUGAAACCCAAUUCUGAUCAUUUGAACAAAGUAAUUCCAUUGGAUCAGAUAUUCAUGGACCGAUUUACGCAGAGUAAUUCUUUUGUGGAAUUUCUUCUAAGCACUGAUGCUACUGUCCUGUCUCGAACUUAUCACUUUCCCUCUAAAAUUAAGUCAGCUGUUGGAAUUAUGGAUCCAGAUUUAAAGGUGGAAAUAUCAUCAAAAUAUUGUCGAACUGAAUCGACAAAGAAUAGCUAUAGUUUGGCAAUUAAGAUUCAACGUCCAGCUUUGUUUGUUUACAUUGAAAUUAUUCAUAGUAGCGUGACUACAUACACCCUAUCGAAGAAUGGAUUCUUGCAAUUGGAUCCCAUACAAAUGGUGCACUUGGAAUUCCAGAGUAAAAAAUGCAUUGAUCUUACUUUGGAUAAUAUUAAAGUCACAACAGUCAAUCAAUAUAUGCUUUGAUCUAAAAAUAUACGUUUUGUAAGACAAAAAGGAA
Eupeodes corollae is the source of this 2868-nucleotide messenger RNA. It is a transcript of the gene beta-Man, whose product is annotated as beta-mannosidase. Gene Ontology annotation, biological process: glycoprotein catabolic process. The coding region runs from base 144 to 2834 and encodes 896 amino acids. The transcript has 12 exons. Gene Ontology annotation, molecular function: beta-mannosidase activity. NCBI's taxonomy places the organism in Eukaryota, Metazoa, Arthropoda, Insecta, Diptera, Syrphidae. The record is from RefSeq and is a predicted model, not a curated record.